AUGUGGUCGCGAAAGCAGUCGGUGUGCAGUGCAGUAAGCGGAGCCUCUAAAGGUGAUGAACCUCUAUCGACCGGAGUUCAGAUGUAUCCAUUUGCAGUGGCCUUAAGGGUUAGAGUUUUGCAGAUUGUCUGUGGAAUUGGUGGUCUAGUAGUGGGCGCAGUUGGUUGGCUGGAAGAAAAACAAAAGCCAGCACUUGGAUUAGGCGUACCAGCGGGAGCAAUAACAGUCAUUGCCGCAAAUGCAAUAGUACAACUUGCAUAG
Parnassius mnemosyne (clouded apollo) is the source of this 261-nucleotide messenger RNA. Lineage: Eukaryota; Metazoa; Arthropoda; Insecta; Lepidoptera; Papilionidae. The record is from the annotation of a GenBank genome assembly.